AUAGUGCAAUUCCUGGGGCGGAUUGGUGACUAGGUGAGAUUGAGCAAUGCCGAGGUCCCGUGAGCUCGGGCUCUAAGAUGAACCCCAUGAGGAUUAUGCGGAACGCUUCCAGAUAUAAGUUAACGUCAAUGCCAGGCGGAAAGUAUGGUGGCAGUGACCUUACUAAGGCAUGACUGCUUCGAAAACACUCGCGAAUGCAUUGGUGCCAGACCUUCCUGCACGUAAGACAUUUUAAGAGGUAACAGCACUUCUUAAGCAGGGAACAUUCUUUACCGUCGAGGUGUCUCAUGGGCUGGAAGCACGAAGUUCCACCGAAGACAGGGAGCUUGCUUGCUUCAGUGUGAAGCGCUUCAACGUCAGACCGCCCGGGUUACAGAGGAUGUGCACCGUUGAAGUCGCCAAGUCUUUGGACAUAGCGGACCCAGAGGGCUCGACCUUACGCAAAGGACAAGACGCGAGCAGACAAAAUAUACUGGGGACGGCUCUAUCCACCCACCCCACAUAGCGCAAAGAUUAUUCGGCGUUUGGGAAGCCUCGACGUCAUCACUCCCACGCAGAGUUUCUCACAAAACCGCUUACACAGAAAGUGAUUUUCACGGCCGUAGCAGGAUUGGGUGCCUGUAUGCCGACAAAGGAAGACUGAAGAGAUGUUUCAAAAUUAUAUGGAUAGACACAGCCACAGGACAGACACUUCAGGUUUCAGCAACACGACUUCCCCUGGCGAGGCAUACAAACCCCAGCAAAGAAGCUAAAGGACGUCUACGACAAAGCUGAGAUAUAGUCCUUAUGAAAUGAUUUCGAGAAGCACCUUGCACAGGCACUAGAAUGAGAAGAAACUGCCUCGAUAUUCUUUUCAAACCAUGGAGGUUGUCCUUCUGGGCUGCCUUCUUAAUAGCACAUUGCAGGGGGCAGAUAAAUGCUCCUCCAGAAUUUCUAGUCGGCGGAGAUAUGGAGAAAUUCUCCAUACGCGAAGAUACUCCAGUAGGCACAUCUGUAUAUACUCUACAAGGUCGGGAUCCUGACAACACCAGAGUGUUUUAUUACAUCAGUGGCGGAACGUUCAGCGUCGACAAAGACACCGGCGUAGUGAGAUUAUCGAGGGUUCUUGACAGGGAGGAAGAGAACACAAUUGAUGUCAUCAUAAGUAUCACGGAUGAGAAGAUCAACGGGCGCAAACCCAAUACAGUUUCACUCCAGAGAGAGAUCAACGUUCUUGAUUAUAAUGACAACGCACCAGUUUUUGAGAACGGUCCUUAUUCAUUUUACGUUGAUGAGGACACAGUGGUUGGAACCACCAUCUAUCGUGGUAUUAUCGUGACGGAUGCUGACUUGGGAAUGAAUGCUGACGUGCAGGUCUCGUGCCAGAAACAGGUGACUCCUAAAGCUUGCACGCUGUUUGAACUCAAACAAGUGAAGCUCGGACUCGGAAGAUAUCAACAAGAGGUGGUACUUAAACAACCUUUGGAUUAUGAGCAAGAAACAACGUAUGUCAUGUCUCUGGAGGCACAUGACCUGGCGACGGAGAACAGGAUGAAUUCAAGCGCCGACGUAAUCAUCAAAGUAAGAGAUGUACAAGACAAGCCUCCGACUUUUUCAUCCGUGUUCUACUCGGCGACGGUUGCCGAAAACAGCCCAGAGGGCACUCCCGUCCUGUUGGUGUCUGCCUACGAUGCGGAUGCAGGCUAUAGACUGCCACUCCUGUUCCAAAUUCUUAAUGAUACUAAAGGGUAUUUCAAACUUGGUCCCGUCGAAAUGGAUGAGAAUGGCGUUCACACAGUAUCACUGCAAACUUCGAACAUUACGAUUGACAGGGAGGAUAUUGUCAUUGAAGGCAGUGGUGGAUUAUACAACCUACAGUUAAAAGCUACUGAGGUCGUGAACGGAGCUCCCACUGGAGAAGUAGCUUACUCAGAUGUCAAUGUGAUUAUCUUGGAUGUGGACGAUCAGCGACCGGAGUUCAAUGCUAAUAACUUCGACGUCACUGUUCCGGAAGAUCUGGCACAGAACACAGCGAUGCCUGGCUUGAAUAUGACUGUGAACGACAAUGACGUGGGCGAAAAUGCUCGCUUUACUUUGGCCCUGAGAGAUGUGUACAAUUCUGACGGUGUCUUCAGCGUGCAUCCUGCAUCGGCAGUGGGCAGAACCCCGAUUUUGAUCAAGGUCGCAGAUGCGAGCCGCCUGGAUUACGAGGACGAGGAAAAACGCACGUUCAUCUUCCAGGUUGUCGCGUCUCAAAAUGGAUCUGAAGUAAGCAGCGCCACCGUUACUGUGACGCUGUCCGACGCCAACGACAAUGCUCCCGUCUUCGAGAACGACCGAUACCUGAUUCAGAUUCCCGAAAGCGCUCGAAGCGGAACACGAGUAUUCUCCAUAACGGCGUAUGAUGCCGACAGCGGUCCCAAUGGAAAGCUCACCUACGCUAUGAAAGGCUACGGGUCAGAGAAGUUCAGCGUCGACAAAGAUACAGGCUUUGUAAGCAUUGGGGUCUGCAAGGACACGUGUCUGGACUAUGAGAGUGUUUCAAGCUAUUCGUUCACGUACGAAGCUCAAGACGGCGGCGGCAAGGUGUCCUCUGUAAACCUCUUUGUCGAAGUCGUCGAUGUAAAUGAUAAUCCGCCAAGAUUUGCGAAAGAUAGUUACCUGAUUGAUCUUGUCGAAGAUGCAAAUGAGCUUCCAUCCCCCGUGUUUCUCAAGGCAACGGACGCCGACGGACCAACACAAGGAAACGGAAAAGUACGCUAUAGGAUAAAGGCGACGAAUUUUUCCGAUUCGGAUACCUUCAGCAUUGACUCCGAGUCCGGAGAACUACGCCUGCUCCGAGGUUUGAACGUGACAGCGGCACCGUACGGUGCGACGAAGUUCGAAGUCAUCGUUCAGGCUAUCGACUACGGCGUGCCACCCUUAACAACUGACGUUCCCGUCAUAAUAAGACUGAAGCGGAAAAACGAAGGCGCUCCGUACUUCCUCAACGCGCCGUACAAAUCAACGGUGAAAGAAAAUGCGAAAGCAGGUACAAGCGUUCUGAAGCUGGUUGCCACCGACCCAGACGGGCCGAACAACAACAUCACGUAUUACUUAGACUCUGGAGCGCGAGACAACUUUGUUGUAAACAAAUUGACCGGCAUACUUAGCACGUCACAAGGCGCUAAUCUGGACCGCGAGCUCUACGGGGACUCGUACCUCAUCACGGUGUUUGCUGUUGAUGGGGGAGACCCUCCACAGAAAGCGUUUACCACAGUUAGGGUGAUGGUGCAAGACGUCAACAACAAACCGCCGGUGUUUUCUAAGGAUUCGUACGUGCACUGGAUUACAGAGAGCCUUCCUGUUGGACGCGAGGUGCUCAAUGUCACGGCGAAAGAUCCAGAUAAUGGUGCCAAGAUACGAUACUCCAUAGAGGAACCAGUUAUGGCUCGAGAUAAAACUGGAUCGCUGGUGUCACCAUGGAAUGGAUAUAAUUACAAGAAUGCAUUCCGCAUUGACGGUGUGACAGGACAAAUCAGCGUUAACAGCCCGCUAGAUUACAAUGCAGCUUCUGUGAUAACUUUCAACGUCGCUGCCGUGGAUCAGAACGGAUCCUUGGGACCACAAAAGUCUAUUGCGGAAGUCACGAUCUACAUCCAAGCUCACAGUGAAAGCAAUCCAAUAUUCGCUCCUCCCUGGACGCCUGCCACUCCCAAAAUCGUGAUCACAGUUCCAGAAGAAUCCGUGGUUGGUUCAACAGUGUUCGCUGUAUCGGCCAGAGACCCCGUAACCCAUGCCCCUGUCACAAAUUUUGCGAAAAUUCCGGAGUCAGACGCAGGUGGCUUUUUUUCUGUGAGCCCUAUCUCAGGUGCUGUGACUCUCAACCGCCGACUCGACUAUGAAGACUUGGCAGAAAAGGUUUUAACCUUCGACGUUAAAGCCAUUAUUGGACAUGAACGAGGAAAGCAGAGGUCUUCGAUAGCCACAGUCAUUGUGCACGUCCAAGACAUAAACGACAACAGCCCUGUGUUUUCACAAAACUCCUACACCACGACCAUAUCUGAAAGCACAAAAUACCCCCAGACCAUACUCAGCAUUCAUGCCACGGAUAGGGAUAGCCAACAGGAAUACGGGUCAAUACGGUACUCGAUAUCUGGCGAUGGCGUUGAUGUGUUCACCAUCAAUGAGACAACGGGUAUAAUUGGUCUACGUGAAGGAGUGAAUCUGGAUAGGGAGAAGCAAUCCGCAUACAACUUGCAAGUGACGGCUACCGAUAACCAGGGAGCCCCGUCUAACCAACGUAGGACAUCGAUACUGGCCGUCAUCAACCUACAAGACGAAAACGACAACGCUCCCAAGUUCAGCCAAUCAACGUACACUGCCGUAGUGCCGGAGAACGUCCCCACCGGCUUCAGCGUUCUCACCGUGAAGGCUACGGACAAGGACGAGGGAGCCAACGGAGAAGUCACGUAUUCAUUUGUGGAUGAGCCAGAUAUGAUUUCUAUAAAGUUGUUUACGAUCGACGGCAAGAAUGGAGUAAUCAGCGUCAUCCAGCCCCUGUCUGGUCGUGGCCGUUCGGAGCCAUAUUCGCUAACCGUGCGUGCUGUAGACAACGGUUCUCCUCAGCUUCAAACGGACGUUAAGAUACUUGUCAUAAUCGGGGAUGUUUCUUCGAAUGAUGGCAUUCCUCACUUCAUUCGGCCCCGGCAGGGUGAAAUUGCCUACGUUUCCGAGAACGCAACCAUUGGUACCUCAGUAUUCCAUGUCCAAGCUGUUGACCCAGAUAGCGCACUGUCAUCCAACGCGCAAGUGGCGUACAAGUUUCUAGAUAAGCACAGUGUUGUCGGAGAGGAGCUAGAAUUUGAGAUUGACCCUGCUUCCGGCCUCAUCAGCACAACCGCUAUUCUCGAUAGAGAGAAACGUGACAACUACACUUUGGUGAUUGUUGCCUAUGACAUGGGUGUGCCUCCCCAGGAAGCACACCAGGUGCUACGCGUCGUCGUGCGAGACGUGGAUGAUAAUGAUCCCGAGUUCCAGAGGGCUAAGAACGCAGACCCCGUUGUGAUUAACAUAAAAGAAGAGAUACCAGUCGGUACCGUAGUUGGGAAGGUAAAGGCACAUGACAAGGACAUGGGCACAAAUGCAUUUAUAGACUACUUCAUUGUAGGUGGAAACGCAGAGAACGUCUUUGCUAUCCAACGUACUGGAAACAACGAAGGAGAAAUUUUCACUAAAAAGCGCGUUGAUCGAGAACAAACUGAUCGCUUUUUAUUGACGAUAAAAGCUGCACCACCGUCCAGACCUACAGAUGAAUCAUUUUUCGAAUACAAUCCAGACGAUAGGUCUCUACUUCAGGUUGAAGUCAAUGUGGAAGACAUAGACGAUAACUCUCCGUCCUUUGAAAGAUCAAACUACGUCAUAGGCAUAAGAAUGAACACAGAAGUUAACAACGAUCUGCUAACCCUAAAGGCCACAGACCGUGACAGCUCAUCGAGCAUGAUUAUGUACUCUAUUCGAAAUGUCACGUGGUAUAGGCCUUCGUCCAAAGACUCGACCCCAGUGAUGGGACUGUUCGAACUAGAUGCACAUAGAGGGGUAUUAAGAAACCUGAAGAACUUCGGCAAAUAUAGAGAUGGUUAUUUCGAUAUAGUCGUUGAAUGUCAGAGCGCUCCAGGACCGCAGAACAUUGCUGUUACUCACAUCAAGGCUCACGUUCUGCACGAAUCAGAUUUGCUGAAGUUCGUCUUCUACAAGGAACCUCAAGAAGUCAGGAAGGCUAUUCCGCAGUUUGAAAAAGAUCUCAACGCGGCGCUGACGAGCAGCAUCAGCGCAAACAUUUAUGACACGCAAUACUCAACACGGGAAGAUGGCAGCCUCGACUUUGAAAGUUCUAGUUCGUGUUUCCAGCUGCUGCAAGACGAUCUCGUUGUGAGUCCCGAUAAAGUGGCAGAUAUGUUGGACAGUUCAGCAUCUCCGCAGAUAGAAGCGCUUUACAAGACCUAUAGCAUCGUUGGAAUAGAGAGAUGCAGACCUGCAAGGAGCACGUACAAGAUGAAGUGGACGCAAAUAUGUGUCCUCAUCGUGGCGUGCCUUAUUGCAUUAAUAGGAUUCGCCCUGAUAAUUGUGAUGUGCGCCAUACGAGCAAGCCUAACCUCAAGACUCCGAGAAAGAAUGCACUAUCGCAGCAUGCGUGGUCUAGCGGAACAAACGCCUGCUGUCUCAAUGAUAUCCCUUCCAAACAACCAGCGCAUCUACGAGUGGCAAGAGACCAACAACGCCCCGGCGAUGGAUGCAAUGUCGUAUCGAAGCUACCCUACCAUGAGGUAGCGGACAGCCAGCUCUGGCACUCUGGCUAGCUCUGGCUACAUAGCGCACAACGCUAGCACAACAACGCAUGGAAUAUUCUUCUCGCUAAGAUGCCAUAUGUUGAUUCUCGUUGAAGAAACGAGCGCCGUGCGGUUGCUUGUGCGUGUGUGGUCUUAGUCGUUACCUACCUGCUGAGCAGGGUUCCACCUUCAAAUGUUCUCCUAUACAAGCUCUGAAACAGUUACUGUGGGUGCACUACUACCGGCUAGGCUUCGAUAGCAAUGAAGUACAAUUCACGUGAGACAAGUCAACGACGCCAUUUGGAACUUGAUCACCUUGUGACUUCUGAAGCCUUUCCCUCACCAGGUGUUGAGAAGCCCGCCUGGGAUUCAAGUUGGAUCAAAGAAAGACUUGGUGUGCUACCGUCCUUGUGUGGCUUGUUUGAUUGUACGAACUGUAUAGUGAACUAAUCAACUGACAUUCCAAUUUCGAGGCUCGUCUAACAGUAGUACAGGUGUGGCGAUCCUGGUCUACGAGUAGGUGACCGCCACAGUGUAAAUUUACUUACGCAGAACCGUGCAUGUUUGUUGAGAAUGUAUAGCUUAUGAAUGGAUAUCUGCGAGUUAUAUUUUUACAAUUAAUUACCAAACAUAGUUGCCAAAUGAGCCUUUUGCUUGUGAGAAUCCAGCUCGUAAAUUGCGACAGGCCACCUAUAGUAUAUAUUCUAGGAAGGGACAAGUUGUACCGCACUGUAGAAACCUUCGGGGAAAACGCUCGGCAUUUGAAUAUGCGCAUGCUUUCAUUUCUGAGGCAUGUUUUCAAUGUCUCAUGGUAUAAGAACCGUACGUAUAUCCCACCAGGAAGUUAACUAUUUCGCAUCUUUCAUUAGAGAUAAUUAUGUACACACAUGAACGCUAUUUGUCUCGGCAUCACGGCACAUCAUGUGCGUUACUGUUUUUUUGUCUGUGUGUUGUUUCUUUUUCUCUCUCUCUAGGGGUGUGUGGUCACAACGCACGCUCAGGAAGUAUUUGACGCUCAAAUGAGGGUAGGAUAUGCUAAUUUCGAAGCAUGAAAACACAAUGAAAGUUAAGGGUAUAAGGGCUGACCGCCCAGAGUGUGAGCACAAAAAACAAAUUGAAUAAUGCAUCAAGCUGUGCAGUAGUACCUUAGUACCUUUACAGGGACAGUCUCAUAAGAUGCUCAUGAUCUUUGCCACACUUCGAACUGAAAUGUCGUUGUCGGAGCUUUUCUUAUGAUAAGUGUCAGGUACGGACAGAACCUAGAAUCAGUGUUGCAGCAGCGAGUGGAUAUGCUUACCUGGUAAGUACCGCUGAACAAAAUGUGUGUCUUUAAGUUGCCGUCGCAGCUGCAAGAGCGACAAAGAAACAGGAGGCGGUCGAAUCUAGACUUCUUAUCUUAGUUCCACGAAAUGGAAAGAAAAUGCACUCCCGAAUCUCCGUCAAGCAGUCUGUCACUCAUCGGAAUUUUAUCAAAGAACUAAAUUCUCUGAUGACAUUGGGGUGCAAAGUGCACUUCGUGCAUCUACUUAGGUAUGGCGAGUUCAACUGUGAUGUGUGUGAUGUGUGAAUCCUAUUUAUUUGGAGUGAAUGCUAGUGAUCCCAUAACCAGGUUAAAAACUUUUGUGACGUCACUACAAGCGCGCGUAGCUGCCAUUGAAGUGAUGCCGAUCAGUCGUUCUCCUUUUGCUGAUGUUUGUAUGGGGACAUCGGGAAUGUUUUUGUCCUGCAUAGGGGGUACACAGAGGCGUUGCUGUAACAUAGCGUGCGCAAUAUUUUUCUUGUUCUGUAAUACAUUCUGCAAUCUGACUUUUGUACGCGGCAAGACUUCGACAAGCGCCAACAUUAUAAUAGUUAUUAACUGUUUUCUUCGUGUUAAAAUUAUGAGGACCAUGUUUCGGGCGUUUCAUGGUCACGAAUGAGCCAGCAUGCUCUUGUUCAGUGUCCGUCGCAAUUCUCAUGGAAAUAAAAUAAGUUCAGAAUGCA
Ornithodoros turicata is the source of this 8270-nucleotide messenger RNA. It is a transcript of the gene Cad74A, whose product is annotated as cadherin-23-like. The record is from RefSeq and is a predicted model, not a curated record. Gene Ontology annotation, biological process: cell morphogenesis; multicellular organism development; calcium-dependent cell-cell adhesion. Gene Ontology annotation, cellular component: adherens junction; plasma membrane; catenin complex. Gene Ontology annotation, molecular function: calcium ion binding; cadherin binding. The coding region runs from base 826 to 6288 and encodes 1820 amino acids. The transcript is spliced from 47 exons. Lineage: Eukaryota; Metazoa; Arthropoda; Arachnida; Ixodida; Argasidae.